AUGUCGGAGCAACCAUCAAGAUGGACAAGCUCGAGGGUGGCACAGUCGCGCGCUAACCAGCAGACCUCUGGGAGCGGUCAAAAUGCGGGAACACGGCAAAGUCGUUGGGCACCUUCUUCUGGCUCAACGUCAACACCGGGCUCUUCUUCUACUUCAUCCUGGCGAACGCGGACCACCGAGCCAUCUCCAAGCCCGAACUCUUCGCCAUGGGGCAAUCCGAACAACACCUCCGGGACGAAUGCAGGCUCUCCGGCUUCAAGAUGGUCAACCACAAGCCCAACUUCUUCCGCCGCACCAAACCCGGACCUAGUAUCCUCACUCACAUCCUCCCUCCAGAGCACGUCACUCCGCGAUCCCUCUCGAUCAACAAAAGUCCGCAACUCCCCAAAACUAUCAAAACAGCCAACAUCACCAUCCAUAGCCUCUCGAAGCGACGGCCUCACAGUCCGAAACACAACCAAACCACUCGGCGGCAAGACACUCGACCGUUUAUCCCUCCUAGCAUCCCCAUCCCGCGGCUUAGAUUCCUCCUUAUCCCUCUCCUCCGACCUCUCUUCGCAAGGGAGUAUGGACCUCACCUCUCCCUCAGUACAGGUCGAGUUCCGAGAAUACAUCUCCGCCCGCCUUCGCAAAGCGUUACCCCUUCUUUCGGCCACAGCACUAACAGUACUGGAUAGCUCCACGUACCUUCCUUCCACCUCCCUGAAAGCAAGAGGGCUUGGAGAAGGCGAGGAAGAGCUGCAGCAAAUCCUACUACUCGUCCGAAAGCUACGGGAAGCAUGCGUGGCGAGUAGACGGGAAGAUGGAUUUGCGGUUGAGGUGUAUGAGCUUUCGACUGGGUUAGCUUUAUUAUGUGGAGAUAUGAUGCAGUUUGUGGCUAGCUUGCCUAGGUUGGUGCUCGAGCUAUAUCUCGCAGUACCGCCAGCUGAAGAGGAAGGAGGUGAGAGGGGUGAUGUUGAAGAAUUGAUGCAACGGCUCCGAUUACGACCGAUCCCAACAGGGAGUGGGGACAGGAGGGGGAGGAUGAUGUCCCUUUACCUACUUCAAUCGCUUUGUCUUUCGGGUCGAGCUUUGAGGCUGGGUCAAUACAUCGCCCCUACUGAUAACAGUGAUGGUGCUGUGGAAACCCUACAUAAGGGGUUGAGGGAAUAUCGGUUGCUACGAACCACUCUUAGCUUGACCUAUGGCGAUGGGAAAGGGUGGAACGAGCAUUUGAAGUUUUGCGACGAAGUUUACUCCGCAUUGCGCGGUGUCGAUCCGUUCAAGUUGACACUUCUACUAAGCGGUAAGGUUGGGUAUGGGGUCGAUGAAUACCAAAAGUUACUAUCGAUGCAAGCUGUACCAAUGCUAAGGAAUGCUGCUUGGGCAGUUGCUAGAAGGACGUAUAUCUAUCUACCCAUUACACCUGAGCUUCAGGUUUUGAUAGGGGAAACAGCGGAGGAGGGGAAAACGGGGGAGAGAAGGGAGGAGCAAGUUUGGUUAGAGGAGUUGUUGCUGCUCUGCACUGACUUUCUUCCGGCUAGUCGAUCAGAGAUGGAACAAGUUAAGGGUAGUGAAGGGGUAAAAACGAAGGAGGAGACGCCAGACAACUGCGACUCGCCCUCACUCGCUCACGAACCAAUACCGUCUUCAGCUCAAGCCAUCGUCAACGGCCGCCUUCACACAUUCCUUCUCUCACGCCUGGACGAACCUCUUUCAGACCGACUCAUAUCUCUUAAAGACGGUUCCUUCGCUAUCAAGAUCAAGUAA
Messenger RNA from Ustilago hordei, 1749 nucleotides. RefSeq lists its product as uncharacterized. The coding region runs from base 1 to 1749 and encodes 582 amino acids. The transcript has a single exon. The record is from RefSeq and is a predicted model, not a curated record. NCBI's taxonomy places the organism in Eukaryota, Fungi, Basidiomycota, Ustilaginomycetes, Ustilaginales, Ustilaginaceae.